AUGAUUUCCUCACUCAUUUUCUGCUUCAUUGUUGGCGCAGUUUUAGCAGCCGAAGAAGACUCUAGAUCUGCCUACACCAAAACUCAAGAGAACAAGCGUUUACAUGGCUAUGUUGUCAAGAAAAUCGAUUCUACGGAUGAAAUGUCGUGCAGUCAAGCAUGUUUAAGACAUUCUUGGUGUACCUCCUCUAACUUCAAAGAGUCCUCGGGCAACUGUGAACUGAACAAGCACGAGUUCUCUACAACUGAUGAUAACACCAAGCUCACUGAUAAUCCAGGCACAACGUUUUCAAAGUUUCUUAAGGUAAGAAAAGUUCUGAAUUUUCAUUGCUUAAACAACAAGGGCGUGCAUGUGCAGACGAGCAUAAUUUCCGCGUACAAGAAGAAUUUAAUAGACUCCUGCACCAAGGCUAAGGCAACAACUGUUCAAGCAAAGCUUAGUUAAAAAAUAUAAAUUUGGUAAAACAGUAAAGUAGAGUUGUCGUAAAAGAGCAGUAGCUAGCACUCGCAUUUUAGUCUUAUUUUUCGUAUGGGAGCGAGCCAUGUUUUCCUUUCCCAAAUUUUUCAGUUCCUCUACAUCAUUAUCGAAGGCGAUGUUUUCUUCUCUUACAAGAGGCUUACAUGUUUUGAAAAUAAAGUUAAGAGAAGUAUAGAGUGCAAAAAACUAUAAAUCUUUAAAAAAAGGAGGAACGCAGAGCCGGCAAUUUAUCAGUGGAAUUUAUAUGUUCAACAUUAGAUUUGCGUUGUGCCGUGAAAAACGUUGAGGGAUCAGUCUCGCUACCUGCAAGAAUCUGUAGCUAGUACGUCGCCCUUCCCUGCUCGAGAAAGAGUGGCUAAAACAUUGCCUUUCUGGUAAUAAAGCUGUAGAAGUCGAUGGAAAACGAUGUAUAUCAUCUUAGCUUACCGAAGUAACAUAUGAACUCCUCAGGGCUGCCUAAUGGCUGGAUGCCUUAACGGAGGUUCUUGUUUGUUCGACGAAGGGAAAGAUGCGUUUGCUUGUUCAUGCAGUCCACAAUGGAGAGGAGAAAAAUGCGAAAUGGGUAGGUCCAAACUGUUUUUGUUCCUUAACUACGAUAGACAAUUAGGAGAAGAGUGAAAGACGUACCCGGCUGAAAAAGAAAUCACACAACUUUCUAUACUUUAUAUGUGGCAAUUUUUUGUUAGAAGCACUGAGGAAAGAGUUAUAAUCUGCUGGCAUGUUUUCUCUAGCAAUGUAGUUCAUAUAGUCCUCACGGAUUAAUUUACAUCCCGUGUAAUAUAAGAAAACUGGUAUGUACUGUAUGAAACUUUGGCGUUUACCGUUAGCUUUGAAUGUGGAAAAGACAUUAGAUCUGGCCAAAUUUUACGUGACGCUCAAAUUAAGGUAAGUCUUAUACUUAACACCUGGAUUAACCCAACAUGACGGCCGUUUUUAAAGUUAAGAAUUUGCAUGCAUAGAUAAUUAUUUGCUUAAGGCUUUUUCGGCGAAAAACUGGUCGAUCGUCUGAGGAAAUAGAGUCUAAAUAGAAGUAUAAGUUGUUUGGUCGUAAAGGAAACAAAGUUGUAAUGCGCAAACUUGGCACAACUGUAUUUGUGCUCUUAUUCUCUGUCGCUGUCGCAGUUUCAACCCAUCUUUGCGUCGUUUAUCGCCAUUUCCGCUGCCCUAUGUCGUUGUUUCAAGGCCAUGUCGCUUCAGUGUCGAAAUUUAACCUACCAGGGCCUCAAGAAACUGGCCAAAACAAGUGCAUAUAUAUACGUAAUCAACGGAGACGCACCUAUAAUAAGGGUGAAACUAUACUUAACACCACUGUUGUAUGGGCCUGAUGAGUAGUGUAGGAGGGAUGUUUUACGCCUCUUUUUCGCGCAGGAAUCUCAUUAGCGUGCGCAGGAAUACAUUAACGCAGAUGACGUCAUGCAUCUCAUUAAGAUAGGAGGAUGAUGUCAUGGUUUAAAUUAAAGCUAAUGACGUCAUGCAUUCCGGUAAGAUAGGAUGAUGUCAUAGUUUAUUUUUAGCUGACCACCACCACCACGCCACAUUUCUAUUGUUUUCCCACCACCACCACCGCCACAUUUCUAUUGUUUUCCCACCACCACCACCACCACCACCACCGCCACAUUUCUAUUGUUUUCCUCCACCACCACCACCACCACCGCCACAUUUCUAUUGCUUUCCCUCCACCACCACCACCACCACCGCCACAUUUCUAUUGUUUUCGCUCCACCACCACCACCACCACUGCCACAUUUCUAUUGUUUUCCCUCCACCACCACCACCACCACCACUGCCACAUUUCUAUUGUUUUCCCUCCACCACCAGCACCACCACCACCGCCACAUUUCUAUUGUUUUCCCACCACCACCACCACCACCACCACCGCCACAUUUCUAUUGUUUUCCCUCCAUCUCCACCACCACCACUGCCACAUUUCUAUUGUUUUCCCUCCUCCUCCUCCUCAUUUUUAUUGUUUCUCCUCCUCCUCCUCCUCCUCAUUUUUAUUGUGUCUCCUCCUCCUCCUCCUCCAAUGUGGCGGUGGUGAUGGUGGUGGUGUGGAGGGAAAAUAAUAGAAAUGUGGCGGUGGUGGUCGUCGUGGUCAGUUAAAAAUAAACUAUGACAUCAUCCUAUCUUAAUGUAUUUAAUGUAUUCCUGCGCAAAAAAGAGGCGUAAAACAUCCCUCCUACACUACUCUGAUGGGUUUAAAGUCUGAAAAUAAAUAAAGAGAGUGUGAAAAUAAGACGACCCCAUUAAUGUUUUGUAUGCGCCUAAUAAGCCUGCAUUGCCAGAGAAACUGCGUAUGGCAUAGUCUGAAAUGUCACACGUCUCCAUCCCCUAACCCGCGGGGGGCGCGUCUCUUUUCCCCGCGCCCUUCACGGGUUAAAAGGUGGAGACGAAUGACAUUUCAGACUACGUAUGGACAUUUACGUUCAUCCAGGGAUUAAUAAAGUAGGUAUACAGAGAAAAAACAUUUCCGUUUUGUGGGUCGGAAGGGAAGGACAUAACGAGCAAACCAUCAAUUUUUCCAUGAAGUGGUGUGUCGUCUGGCUUAGCCACUUCCCUUAUUGUCGCACGCAGUCAGAGAAAAGGGUAAUCAUCAAAAUGAUCUUCUACGAAAGAUAUCCGACAGACUGUUGAAGGAUUCAUUGAGUAAAAAGUAUGUUGUUUUAAAUAAAUCAAUGCAUUCUAUUUACUAUUUUGCAGACAUCAACGAGUGUGAGACAGGAAAGCAUCACUGCGACUCCAGUGCUUUCUGUAACAACACUAAAGGCUCUUACAAUUGUACAUGCAUACCAGGAUAUAUCGGAAACGGCGUUAACUGUACAGGUAAAAUACGCAAUCGAAAAUCCCCCGCCGAUAGCACUAAAUAACCUGAUUUGAAAGCACUUCUAUUCAACAAAUUUUUUCGAGUUUAAUUAUGGUGUAUGUUACAUCUUUAGGGGUUCUUUAUAAUCGCUUCCAACAUGAUAGCAUGUGAUAGGCCGCUUGUUUAUCGUAGGCAUGCAAACAGAUGCAAAAAGGCUCACUGGUGCGAGUUUGGGGUUAUAUAUUAAAGCGGUGGUGCCGUCAGCGGGAGCUGGCGAAUCCCGCUAUAAGAAUAAGGCGAUUAAACGUUAAAAAAGUAUGUGCAUAUUCGGCAGCAAUCAUAAGCUGGUUUUGUCACGGCCUUUUCCCCUUUUUUUCUAUGACUAUAUUUUGCUACAUUUUGUCAUUUUUGUUAACAUUUUGCUUUGUUCCUAUUGGAUAGCGUCUUGACACCUCUGUCUGCAGGCUCGCUUUUCUCCGUCCCUUUCUUCUAACCAGCUAGACUGGUGGGUCCACCGCCAAAACAACCCCAAACUCGCACAAGUAACCAGCUCGCAGACUAGUUUAUCGUUUCUAUCUCGCGAUAGUCGUUACUUCGUUAAACUACUACCUAUCGACAACACAGCUGCAGAUUAGUACCACUGCGGGCCAUAUAUAUGGUUUGUGGAAACCAUGAAUGAGGCUCGUUUAAUUGCUAAUCACUAGCAACUAAGGGGGAACUGUAGCCCACCCUCACUAGUACUCGACACAAUCGCCCAAUGAAGACCAGAAGUACGCAGUUUGAAACGCCGUGAAUGAAUAAACGUUAAAAAAUAUGUGUAUAUUCGGUAACAAUCAUUAGCUGGAUUCGCGGUUUUUGUUACGGCUCUUUUCCUUUUUUUCCAUGACUAUAUUUUGUAAAAAUUUAGUAAAAAUUUCCUCGUGCAACUUUCUGUCAUUUUUGUUAACAUUUUGCUUUGUUCUUAUUGGAUAAGAUCUUGACAUCUCUUAAGGGGCGAAAUUAAAAAAAAAAAUAGUCGGUCUGCAGGCUCGCUUUUCUCCGCCCCAUUCUUCUUGCCAGCUAGCGCUGGUGGCUCCACCGCCAAAACAACCCCAAACUCUGACAAGUGAGCCAGCUCACAGAAUAUUUAACAAUUAUUCCUCGAGCCCGAUGGGCUCUGGGUCAAUAGCCCAUGAGGCCGAAAGCCGAAUGGGCUAUUGACUCAGAGGCCAUGAUGGCGAGAGGAUAAUUGUUUUAGUAAAACCCAACUAAUUGGUAGAAAAUAUCGAGAAAAAACAACUAGUUAAAGCUAGACUUUAACUGAAUCCUUUUUUCCUGCCAAAAAGCCAGUCCUCUUCGCUUCUAGUGGGCUAUAACAUAUAGCCUAGUAGUAGCUCAACCAAUCAGAACGCGGCAUUGAUUAUAGACCACCAGUUGGAUUUUACUAAUGAUAGAUUUAGCCAGGGCUAAAAGCGAAUCUCUCGACAAUAGUUUACUCAAACAAAAUAUAAAAUCGUGUAAUGCGGCGAAGGAGACAAGAAAGGUGAAAAACAACUGUUACAGUAGGUCUAAUUAGCAAGCAACUUUGCACGUGCAGCACACUUUUUCGUACAUUUCUUUGCCGUUGUUUUGCACGACUACAACGUGAAACUUUCAGAAACUUCCUGCUUCCAACUAGUUUCACGUUUUAUAGAAGAAAUGUCGCACGUGUGUACUGUCGCAAUUUGUAAUAAUCAUCACACUUUGUAAUACCUGUCGCAAUUUGUAAUAAAACCAUCGCACUUUGUAAUACCUGUCGCAAUUUGUAAUAAACCGUGUCGCAAUUUGUAAUAAAAAAGCUGUCGCAAUUUGUAAUAACAGUCCAUCGCACUUUGUAAUAAACUAAGCUGUCGCAAUUUGUAAUAAUUCCAUCGCACUUUGUAAUAAUUUUUUGAGAGUUAUUCAACUUACUUCGUGAACAUUAAUAUAAUGCCAAAAUAUGCAGGGUACUUCAUAAACAAAGAUGAUGGCGUCUGCUAGCAUGUAACAUGUUCGUAACAUAUUCUUUGGUCAAACACGCAUGUCUUCUGCUAUAAAUUUUUCUGCCUUGAUUAAUCACGUGACUAACUAGAAACGCUUUUAUGAGAGACAUGAAACUUCCUGUGACAUAUCACCAAAAAGAUAUGAAUCACGUUUAAAUUCAAAAAUAUUUAAAUAAGAAAGGCAACAGUAAACAACAGAAAAUUCAUGAAUAACCUGGCAUUCGUCGUCCAAAUCCAUGUUUGCUUGCCACGUGACACGUAAAGUCUUCGGCGGGGGGUGGGGAGGGGGAGAUAAUCCCAUAUAUGGAUGGGCUAGAUAGGUAAGUACCGCCUGAUAGGGUAUGGUUUUUGAGGAUCUCGAGCCUUUAAUAGGGUAUCAUUUUUUACGUUGUUGGCCUUGUGUCUUUGGUUUGAUCCUUAGAUAGGGUAACUCAAGUAGUAAUGGAUGGUUUAUUCCAUCCUUUCCAUUUUGUAGAAAAACAGUAAUCCAGAACACGCUCGGAAGAAUUGCAAGGUCUUACGAGUUGUAUAUACGCAGGGAAGGAUAAUUUUUUACCAUCCCCAUGGUAUUUGCUUUAGAGGACUCCUUACAGAAAACAAUUGUUUUAAGAUGGAAUGAUUACUCCUUUUGUUCCUGUAUGGGACCAAAUCAAGUGAGAAUAAUGGACCAAAUGCCCAGCCGGCUCAGUGUAAGACCCCAAGUGAGUGUUAUAAAAACAGGUACAUACGAAGGUAUCGGCCAGCGACUAAUUGGAUUUUGUGUUUAGGUGUCUGUUGUGGUUCGAAGGUUUGCCACUAGUGACGUUUUGUUUUAUUUGCAGUAAAUAUUUUGAAUCUUUCCAGGCCUCGUUUGAUUAAGUUGGCCAAAAUAUGGAAGCCACUAUUACUUCUUUAAGAUUGCUCGUUAGACAAGAACGGUGUACCACGUGAUGUGUCAACCUGUUAUAAGAUCUAACAAGGAAAGCUUGAACUCUCCUGGUGUCCUUAUUUGAAUGAUGUAGGAUGGAUAUUACGAUUAGCGGAAAUUAAAUGCUUUUUAAUAAUGGCUUGUUUGUGUCUAGUGUGUCUAGCUCUGUUUAGAUCCUCUACUCUGGCAAUGCUCUGUCCAGAGGCACAUCCCCGUAUUGGCCAUAUAAGGAAGUACACCCGCCAGGUAACCAUUGAAUGCAAGCCACCUAGUACAAUAGCAAGGUUCAAGAAUACAGCAUUUCGUAAGUCAGAUAACUAAUCAACAUUAAUCUAAAAAAUUGUUUAGGACUUCGAAUAAAGUUAAAUGUUUGCAUGAGCGGAGAUGUUACGUGCUAGCAGACGUCAUCUCCAUCUUUGUUUAUGAAGUACCAUGCAUAUUUUGGCGUUAUAUUAAUGUUGACGAAGUAAGUUUAAUUACUCUCAAAAAGUUAUUACAAAGUGCGAUGGAGUUAUUACAAAUUGCGACAGCUUAGUUUAUUACAAAGUGCGAUGGACAGUUGUUACAAAUUGCGACAGCUUUUUUAUUACAAAGUGCGACACGGUUUAUUACAAAUUGCGACAGGUAUUAUAAAGUGCGAUGGAUUUAUUACAAAUCGCGACAGGUAUUACAAAGUGCGAUGAUUAUUACAAAUUGCGACAGUACACACGUGUCCUUGCUCACUUUUUUUUCACUGGCGCACAGGGCGCUCAUUUUCACCUUACAUUUGGUGGCCGCUAGCAUUUCUUAUUUUCUCACCGCCGCUACAAAAUUUUCAUGUUGUUCUUUUAACAAAAUAAGUGUCUCUUUUGUCUUUUAUCUCCCUCCCCCACGUCUCUCUCUCUCUCUCUUUCUCCCUCUCCCUCUCCCCCUCUCUCUCUCUCUCUCGUUUGUCGAGUUUCACUGCGUUUUUUCUGUCCCAUCACAUGAAAUUUUCCCCGGCAUUUUUUCUGGGAAUAGACGAUUUUCUUUACCAUUUUUAGAUCUUGAUGAGUGCGUACAAGGAUCACAUGAUUGCCUGCAUCUCAUUGAUAAUUAGCCUCCCCGCAGACGUCCUUUGGGGGUUCGUUCGGACGUCUGCUAAACACAGCCGACAUGUACGUUCUUGUUUGUUUGAAUAAGCCAAUAAGCGGUUAGUUAUUGUCACUAUCAGCCAAUAACAAGCUGUGAUAUAAGUGAAACGGCACCUACGAAUUAUUUCUCUCUUUUUUAGAGGAAUAUUUAUUAUGAGACUCCGAAGAAAGUUAUAAGAAGCGAAUUGUUUUGUCUUCUUUGCAGCUGUAAUUUAGGAAAGGACCAAGUUCGUGUGUUUAGAAAAAGCGCAGUCGAAAUCGCAAGGCUCAUCAAACGUGCUCUGUUGAUGUGUCUUUGUGUUCUUCAAGUGAGUUAUUCAUUUGCACAGCUAUCUUCUACCUGAGACGACUCAAACGUUUCGAAAAAAUCACAGAAAUGAUGCAAUAAAGCUGUAGUCAGCUGUAUAGUUUUUUCUGAAGUUGUUGUAAGUAUAAAAUAAUCUGCUUUUCUUUGAAAGACUUCAGACAACAGUCUCCCAAACGAGCGCGGAGUGGUUUUCAGCGCGGUCGAAAACGAUUACUAUUAACUCUGUAUAUAUUCGAAGUAUUAAGAAAAGAGAACUUGUAAACGUGCAUAGGGAAGAUUUUCAAAGCAUUCUUCGAAAACAAAGGCCGUUUCCCUUUUACGAAAUGUAAUUCCACCAAGGUCAUGGGUCGCGGACCAAGGACCACUACGCGAAAUUUGGUUAUAUUUUUUCCAAGAGCCGGUUAAAACAAAAAAUUCGAAUUCUACAGCAAUGUGCUUCCAACGGCAGAAAAAGGUUUAUCUGAAAACUUCAUCUGCAAAAAGGCACGUCUUCCCGUUGCGUUUUAUUUAUUCACAAGCUAAGUAAACAUGACCACGGUGCCGCCGAAGUCCAAAACUUCAAGCUAGAACGACAAAUUAACCUACCCGUCAACAAACUUUAAUCUCGCUCCUUCAAAGAAAGAAAGAAUGCUUAUAAUCAAUAAAUCAUUGAACCUUUCAUUGUUCAACGUAUUUUAUUUCUCGACGAAAUAUUUAAUCAUGCUCGGAAAAGUCGCGGACCAAGGACCACAUACUAACUGUACAAGUCACUCGCCAACAUUUCCUCUACCGAUCGAUCUUCAACCAAGCUUCUGGGCUUCCAUAAACAACAGAGAAAGCCCCUCUCUCGACAACGCUCAUAUUCUCUUCGCUAAUAUCACUGAGCGCAACAGCAGGAAUACCAAUAUUUUCCAGCUUUGUAGCCUUGAUCUUUCAUAAGAUUUACCAGGGGAGCAGGGAUGGCGGAGUGGUGAGAGCACUCGCCUUCCACCAAUGUGGCCCGGGUUCGAUUCCCGGACUCGACGUCAUAUGUGGGUUGAGUUUGUUGUUGGUUCUCUUCUCUGCCCCGAGAGGUUUUUCUCCGGGUACUCCGGUUUUCCCCUCUCCGCAAAAACCAACAUUUCUAAAUUCCAAUUCGAUCCGGAAUGCUCGAGCGUUUAAUACAUGAGCCCCGGGCUCGGGAGAUUGGGCAACCACUCCUCACGCUAUCGAGCUUAAAUAAAAUUAAUUUAAUUUUAAUUUUAAUAAAACAACAACAACAACAUGUCCAGUAGUUCCACGCACUGUGUCGCAAAAAAGCGGCAAAGCUUGAUAGAUAAGAGAUUUGCCAAAUCUCGUCGGCAAAUUUAUGAACUCGUCCGUCUUCUCUAAAUUAAAUUUGCAGGAUAGCUUCUCUCUGAUAGUUGUUUAACUCUGUAUGUAUUACAAAUUUCUCGCACAUCUGAUCAAAAGCCUCACUGCUCGUGCAAAUCUGAACAAGCGGCUCGGGUUACGUUUUUACAAAAAUCCGUAAACGGUCUGUGAUUGGUGAAGGUAAAUGUCGGUUGUGUUUAGCAGACGUCCGUGGGGGAGAAAUGAAUGCGUGAAGAACGAACCCCAAAGGACGUCUGCGGGGAGGCUAAUUGAUAAUGAAAAUGAUAAUAAAUACUAUUAUCAUUCGAUGCAAAUCUUUCUUCCUUUUCAUUGGCCGAGAGCCCGCCACGUGACCUGCAAAUAACUGCCUACAAAUAACAAAUGUCGUUCAACUGUUUUUGGCUGCAAAUACUAUUCUGUUCAUGCGUAAAUGAAACCACCCUUCUCUGAACUUGGAAAUAAAGUAAUUCAUUUCUGUCGUGGUAAGAAGUAUUUUUUUUAAAUAUAUAAUCCCCCUUCAAAUAUUUUUUAAGAUCCCACUAAAAACUCCUCUCUCCCCACCCCCUGUGGUAUACGGAACGAAUAUGGACUGCCUUAGGUACAUGUUUAGAAAUGAAAAUGCGAGAAUAGGCAAAGACUGCGACGCUAGAGCGCUGCCAUGUCUAAAGCUGCCUUAUGAAUCAGAAACAGGAAAUUGUGUAAUAGAAAAAUAUUUGUCUUUCUCUUAAGAUUUCACUGCAACAUUCACUUGUGACGAUAAAAUGGAAAUGUUUGCUGACGGUCAGAGCCUCGGAACGGACAGUAAUUGGACAAACCCCACCACCUACCUUGUACCAGGAAACACUCGAGUUCUGUCAGUAGCCGGGGAAAGCAUUGGAGGACCUCUCGGAAUACUCGGCUCCACUAGCAACGGACAGGUAACUAAUGAAACUUGGAAAUGUAGCAGCGUUCUGUCAUCCGGAUGGAAUUCCCCGGAUUUUGAUGACCAGAGCUGGCCUUUGGCAAAAGUGCUUGCAAAGCAUGGCGAGGGUUCUUGGAAAACACUAAAGGGUAUCGCAAUGACAGCUAAGUGGAUAUGGGGAGACACUAACAGCAACACUGCUUAUUGCAGACUGUCAAUAAAGUAA
Porites lobata is the source of this 10062-nucleotide messenger RNA. The record is from the annotation of a GenBank genome assembly. NCBI's taxonomy places the organism in Eukaryota, Metazoa, Cnidaria, Anthozoa, Scleractinia, Poritidae.